GCAUUUUUAAUGAUGUGGUUAUGUAGUAGAUGUAUGAGUCGAUCGAUGCUUAUUACUGUUCAAAUAAGGAAGUUAAUCCAUGAAUUUUAGCCUGAUAAUGAAUUUGUAAUCCACUAUUGGAGGCGAGCAAGAUUUCACUAUCAUCGCUUACGAGUUACGCUAAAACUUGUGUCCCCAAGCCCAAGGGAAGACCCGCUGCGCUGGCCACGUAGCUUGGUCCACGUCCACUGUGAUGUGCUGUCGGCCGGCUGAGUAUUAUAGACUGGACUGGCUAAUAUAAAAAGGGUCGCAUCAGAGUAAGACCAAAAUGUCAAGGGAGAUGAAAGCAGUCCGUUGUCCAACGGACCAGCUUUCUUUGACAAACAGAGCGGUUGUAUCAGACAGAGAUGCUUAUGCACGUGUUGAUUAUGUACAGAUCCAGGCAACUCCAGGGCCAAGCUAUGUAUUUGCUAUAAUAACACAUCCAGAUGUAAAAGUUGGAGAAAUGGGAUUCAGUCUUCCCCAGAGGAAAUGGGCUAGAAUAUCAAUAGACCAACCAAUUCAAGCUGCCCCAUAUCGAUUUGAUCCAAGUUGCCAGUACUUGAGUUCUAUCACAGUGGAGGUCGAUUUCUUGCAAAAGAAAAACAUCACCAAUGAAGCUUUUGACUCGGACAAAAUGGCGCAAGAUUUCUUGGGGUCAUUUGAUCGUGUGGCAUUCACAGUGGAACAACAGCUGGUCUGCUCAUUCUACAACAAGAAACUGAUGGGACUGGUUGUCAAAUCUGUAGAAAUCCUUGAUCCUGCUAUCUUGAAGGGAGGAAAGCCUUCAGCCAGAAGGAACAAGGAAGUAAGGAUUGGUGUCCUAACCCAGAACACACAAGUUACCUUCGAGAAGGCAGAUGGUUCUGCACUAAACCUCAUUGGCAGAUCAAAGGGUCAAUCAGCGAAUCAAUCAAUCAUCAACCCUGACUGGGAUUUCAAGAAGAUGGGCAUUGGUGGAUUAGAUCAGGAAUUUUCAGAUAUCUUCAGGAGAGCUUUUGCUUCCCGAGUUUUUCCACAAGAAUUUGUGGAACAAAUAGGUGCUCAGCAUGUGAAAGGUAUAUUACUGUAUGGACCACCAGGUACGGGUAAGACUCUGAUGGCUAGAACUAUAGGAAAGAUGUUGAACUCAAGGGAACCUCAGAUUAUCAACGGUCCAGAGAUCCUUAACAAGUUUGUAGGAGAGUCAGAGGCUAACAUCAGAAAACUAUUUGCUGCUGCAGAAGAGGAACAGAAAAAGAUGGGGAAUAACAGUGGACUCCAUAUAAUUAUUUUUGAUGAAAUUGAUGCCAUAUGUAAGCAGAGAGGUUCAAUGUCUGGAAGCACCGGUGUCCAUGAUACUGUAGUCAACCAGCUCCUGUCAAAGAUUGAUGGUGUUGAACAACUCAAUAAUGUUCUUCUCAUCGGUAUGACAAACAGGAAAGAUCUGAUAGACGAUGCCUUGCUUAGGCCAGGUAGAUUAGAGGUUCAAAUGGAAAUCGGUUUGCCGAAUGAGGAAGGGCGUAUCCAAAUCAUAGAGAUCUAUCUUGCCAAGAUGAAAGAAAACAAUAAGCUGAGUAAAGACGUGGAUACUGCGGAACUUGCCACGCUGACCAAGAAUUACAGCGGUGCUGAGAUUGCAGGAUUGGUCAGGGCAGCUCAGUCUAUGGCUAUGAAUAGCCUCAUUACGGCAUCCUCUAAGGUUGAGGUUGAUUAUGAAAAGGCUGAGAAUAUGCAGGUUUCAAGAGAACACUUUAUGCAUGCCAUGGAUACAGACAUCAAACCAGCUUUUGGUGUGAGUAGUGAAAAUUUUGACAAGUUUAUCUUGAAUGGGAUCAUUGACUGGGGAGAAUCCGUCCAGAGGGUGUUGGCCGACGGAGAGCUUGUGGUCAAGCAGACCAAGGCCAGCGACCGGGUACCACUGGCCAGUAUGCUCAUGUCAGGAAGGGCUGGUAGUGGAAAGACAGCUUUAGCAGCCAAGCUUGCAUUGGAGUCUGGCUUCCCAUUCAUAAAGAUCUGUUCACCAGAAGACAUGGUUGGAUUCUCAGAAUCAGCAAAAUGUCAAGCCAUAAAGAAAAUCUUUGAGGAUGCAUACAAGUCUCAGGUCAGUUGUGUGGUGGUAGAUGACAUUGAAAGAUUGCUUGAUUAUGUUCCCAUUGGACCUCGUUUCUCAAAUCUGGUAUUGCAAGCUCUCCUAGUACUCUUGAAGAAAGCCCCACCGAAGGGUCGUAAGCUCCUUAUCAUUGGUACUACAAGCAGCCAUGAUGUACUAGAAGAGAUGAAGAUGACUGAUAUCUUCAAUACCCAGAUCAGAGUACACAGUCUUACUACAAGUGAUCACAUUGUCAAAGUAUUAGAGGAGCUGAAAGCCUUCACACCUGAGGAAAGGGACAGGAUCAGGACCAAGACCCAAGGCAAAUCCCUACUGAUUGGUAUCAAGAAGCUCCUAGUCCUCUUGGAGAUUGUCAGACAGACAGAACCAUCCUACAGAGUACCCAAGUUCCUGGCGCUGAUGGAGGAAGAGGGAGGGUUAGAGAUGUCAUAAAGAUUACUUCCUGUAGAUACAUCAUUCAUGCCAUCUGCGGUCAAGAAAGAGAGAUUGGAAGAAUAAUAUCUAGAGGGGAAGAGAGAUGAUACAAACAGAAAAUGUGCCGCUGUGGGUAAUUAAAAGGGCACCAUUAUGGACAGCCUAGACCCUGCCGAGGUGUAGAAUAGUGCUGAGUAUGACCACUAGAUAGAAGCAGCUUGUAUACUUAAAAAAGAAAUGUUCAUUCCAGAUUUUCAACCACGUUACAAGAAAAUAUGAAAUACAUCUAUUUAUAGAAGUUUAAUGUGCAUGAGUUUGUCAAUAAUGUGAGAAAGAUUAAAACCUGUCUUCUUAUCACUCUUUGAAAGAACUUGCAAGUAUAAUUGAUGUACUUGGAACAUUUCAUCUUGUAAUCAGUAAUGUAAAACAAUUUCUUUCUGUUUUGAAAGUAUGACAAAAAAAAAUGUACAGAAUUAGUCAAAGGAACUCUCAGAAGAGCCAUUACAGUCUUUCCUUUAUCUAUUUAGUCUUCUUUUGUCAGAUAUUUCAUUUUGGGAGAGUCAAAGUUAUGUGCAAGGGUAUAGGAAAGGAUCUGCAUGUGCGAAAAUGAUCUCCUGCAAGGAAAAAAAUCUUGCCUGUUAUGUAUUAUCAUAAAAUGUUUUUGAAAUAAAGUUGAAAACAAAUGAAUUAUGAAAGUGAUCGGUUCCCUUGCAUGACGAAUAUCACUCUGAUUUCAUUCUUAUGCUAAGUUAGGAUGAUGCAUUGGUAUUGUGUGGGAAUAGAUAUUUUGUGUUCAAUUUCAAAGCCAGAUUCGCUUCACUUGUGUGAAAGCGUACGUUCCAACUUAAAAGUGGUAAUUUUCACAAUAGUUUUGAUAUUCAAAAUUCAUGUUUCCAGCAUUGAAAUCUUCUGCUAAUGAAUGCCAUUCUACUUGAAUGUUUAUUGCAAGUUUUGCACAUGAAAGCCAAACCCAAAUUUAUGAUAUAAAGGUAGUGUGCAGAAAUAUUUGUAAAAUGUCAUCAACAUUCUGUUGCUCUUUAAAUAACCCAAUAUUGCAUCCAUCAACAGAAGUGCAGAUUUUGCCUAUUGUUUCUUAAAUGAUUAUAGCUAUAUGGAUUAAAAAAACUAAUUCCACAGUGUUAUGUAUCAUUAAAACAAUCCAUACCAAAUCCAACCAAUCCAAUCCAAAGUUUGGUUUACAUAGCGCCUUAUCCUUUCGGUUAUCCUAGGCUGCAUCUACAGCUAUGAAAAAACGUAAGAGGCAAGAUAUGUAGGAAAUUAAUUCAAUGAAAUUAGAUCAUAUGUUCAGUGUUUGCAAGAAAUGUAUGUCUAUGUUGUUCAUAGAAUGGAAAGAUGGAUUUUCAGAUAUUUAUAACUUCAUAUUCAUAAUCUUAUUGACAUGUGCUAUUUGGUACAACGUAUAAUCAAGAAAUUGUAAAAUAUCAACAGGAUUAGAUACUCACACAGAUGUCUAUGCUAUCUAUUUAUACUUGCAUUUAUACAGCAAUAGGAAUGAUAUAUCAUACUUCUUUAUAUAACAAUGUAAUAUUCCCAGUAUCAACUCUUUCCUCAGCUUGUUGUUGAUAGUAUUUCAUCUCCUUAAUAAUUUUUUUUUACAUAUUUUAAUUAUCAUUUUGUUACCUUAUUGCAUUACAUCAGUUCAUUUUCAUCCCAGAUAUUUGUUAUCGCUUGAAAUACAUGAGCAGAUAAUGAAAAUGCAUUAUUUACUUUAAAAAAAAAUUCCAAUGGAAUACGAGACAAGAAAAAUAAAAUCAAGAUUGGCUGAAACAAUAAUUUUUUUGUACAAUAGGGAGUCAAGAGGAAAUUCCACUACCUACAACAUUACGAAUAUAUGCAGAAUGUGAUAUCAAACUAGAUUAAUUUGCCUAUUGAAGUUUUGCAUAGAUGAUGUGUUAUUUUGUCAUGUAUAAUGUGGUAUAUCGUUUCUACAGGACUUUGAAUUAUACCUCAAUUAUCUUUCUGAUAAUUUCCUGCCUUCAGUGGUUUGCUAAAUAUACUACACAUACUGUAUACAUCCCUCAUUGUAUUGCUACAACAAUAAUCCCUUGUAGAGAUUCAUUUGGAAAGAUUUUUUUUUAGCUGAAAAAGUGUUGGAUUGAUCCUAUUCAAUAUGCAUUUUCAUUAGGCAUAGAUAGAUAUAAUUAUUUUUACAGGUUUGAAACUGAAUAUAUCUUCAUACUGUUACUCAGCUUUUCACAUUCUUUUUCAUCUUUAUAAUGUAUAAUGGGUCAUGUUGAUGUUCUCAGUAUGUUUGUUAAAUCAUAUUCCAGCUGUUAUGCACUCCAAUGCAGAAAGCUUAAUGUUUAAUAUGAUUUCAUUCUAGAAUAGAAUGGGAGUUUGAUAAUCAUUAUCUAAUGCUAAAAAUUUUCAUUUUGAUUUGAUAAAUUGUGUGUAAAUUGUUUGUGCAUGAUUACUAUUUAUGAACAAAAUGAAAUAGACUGUCAUGCAUGUAUGUGUAUAUGCUAUCUUUAUAUUGUAAAGCAAAGCAUGUUUGCUAUGAAAGAAUUAUGCUUAUAACAGAGUGUGUAACAUUCCAAAGUAUGUAUGAUAUUAUAAUUAGAAUUUGCUAUGAAAUGGUAGUAUUCUAUGGUGUCCCUUCCUACUAAUCUUGAAUAUUUAGUCUUUUUACCACUGAAAGUUUUCUUCAGAUUUUGUGUAUAGUAUGUCCAGUAUUUGCAAACUUUGUAAUUAUUAGUUUAGUGCUCUUUGUAACUUGUUUUCUUUCCUUUAUCAUUCAAAGUAUAUUUUGUGGAAUUGAAUUGUUGACAGUAUGUUUUGAUGUUCUAAAAGGAACACCAAAACAAGUUGCUUACAAUUCUUUUUAUUGUUUCAUGUAUUAAUUUCUAUUUACAUGAGCAUAGAAGUAUUAUAAUUUAUCGAUGAUAAUUACCUGGAAGAAUUUACCUAUGCAUUUGUGUUAUGAUUUAUCCUUUACAUGUAUUUUUUUUUUAUAUAGUAUUUAAAAAAUAGUUAAAUAUGUAGGCUAUACUAUGUGAGAGUGUAACUCUUUGAUCAAUACUAAAUGAUUACUUUCUGGUCAAUUUUACUUACUGGUGUAAACCAUUAUUGUUAUAUAUUUAUCUUCUCAUCCCUGGAGGCCAUAAUUCUAUUUAGAACUGAAAAUAUUUCCUUAACGUUUAUGAGUUUAGUGAUUUUCCAAAGAAUGGUUUUCUCAAGUUAUGCAGCACCUCAAAUUUGCUAUCACUUUUCCAUUAUGGUUUGCGCUAUUUUUUGUUUUAAUAUAUUUGGCUUCCAUUCUUUGAUGCCACAGUCCCACUGGGGAACCGACUCCAGAUUGAUCAAAGCUUUUACGUUAUUACCAAUGACAUAUCAUUCGUCGGUUUGGUAUCUGUUUCUGCUGUGGUAACUCCUGUAGGAACUCGGCAGGACAGCAUUUUUUGCUGGUAAACGCCAAGCUGGUAUAUAACCAAUUACCUUGGAACAUUUUACGUCUAGGUUAAUCAGCCAUAGUGGCUGACAUGAUCUGUGUCGUUGGCGUGACUAUAGCGUGAGCGUACAUGUAUUUAUGAUUUAUGGAGUAUCAAGCAGUUUAACCCUAAAUAGACUGGGCUAUGAUGCGUAAGAAGACUGAGGGGGAGCUGCACCCUCGUUUGUGUGAAACGACGGUGUAAACCCAAUUUUAGAGAAAAUCAACUUCAAAGUUUACUGUAAUUUUCACACUUAGUUCCUCAGCCGUAUAACAUAUUAAUUGCUAGAAAAAUACAUUGGAAAGACUAAGACGAUUUCUUGACAUUGGUAUUUUUUUUACAUAUAACCAAGAAUCAGAGAAAAUAUCGCAAGAGAGCUGCAUGUUUGUAAUGUUGGCCUGAGUGGUUUAGAAUUUCCCUGUACAAAAAUGCCAUAGGCAAUACAACAACCCUGACUUCGAUUUCAAUGCACACGGUCAAUCAAAACGUAUCGCUUUUUCACGUGCAAAGUCAAUGCGGUACCGAUAUGACAGUGUGACUGACUGAAUUUGCAUAUCAAUUGCGUGCAGCUGUUGUUUGCUUUGCUACUGUACAUGUCUCGUAAGGGAUUUCUGCGUUUUAUCAACAAUUUGCAUGGCCUCGCCGUUAAAAUCCUUACAUAUCUCAGACACUAAAUAAAUUGCUGCCUAGAAAUUCAUUUAUGAAUAAGAUAAAGGUCUUGUACUUUCAUUUUCUUCAAAAUCUCAAAAUCGUUUUUUUUAAACCAAAAUUGACUGAUACGGUUUUCGGAUGAAUGCCGACGAUAUGUAAUUUGAUUCCUACCAUUCAUUGUUAUAUGUCAUUUAUACUCAGUCUUUAGUAUUGUUACUGAACUAACCGCAUUAAAUAUUCCUUUUCUACCAAGUGCAAUAUUGCUCAAUAUGUCCAUGUAGAGAGGAGAUUAAAAUGUGUGUCCUUGUAAAACCUUUA
Molecule: messenger RNA, 6942 nt
Organism: Lytechinus variegatus (green sea urchin)
Lineage: Eukaryota; Metazoa; Echinodermata; Echinoidea; Temnopleuroida; Toxopneustidae
Gene: nsf
Product: vesicle-fusing ATPase-like
Exons: 25
Coding region: 308-2542 (744 amino acids)
Biological process (GO): SNARE complex disassembly; intra-Golgi vesicle-mediated transport; Golgi to plasma membrane protein transport
Cellular component (GO): Golgi stack
Molecular function (GO): ATP hydrolysis activity; ATP binding
Source: RefSeq, a predicted model, not a curated record